AUGGCACUAACCGGUGUACUGCGAGCGAUCGAAUGGGCGCUACUGCUUGUGUGGCUGAUCCAUCAUGCCUCCUGCCGCAUGAUGAUGAGGAUGAUCACCAUCGGAGAGACGGCUGAUGAGCUUCGUGACAUCGGUUGUCUCAACCCAUCUAUCGUGCUGUCCGUGCUCAGAGGCCUCCUAGAGGUGAUGCCAGAGACACGCGCCACCUUCCUUGAGGGAUUCCGCAACCUGCUGGGAGUAUAUGGCAUCAACGCCUCAACUUCCGCUAUCAUCGCCAUAUCUCAAGUCAUCACUUUCAGCUGGAAGUGUUUUUGGGUCAUCACAUACGUGAGAAACGCCAACCGCGAAGUUGUCAUUGCCUUCCUCUCUCGCCUCACCGCAGCUCAACGCGACGCCGACGCCGCGAAGGACGAGUGGCACGCCACGCACCGAUUGCCAGUCUAUCGAAUCAUCCUCAUCCAAGAACCCGCAGAGGGAGAGUCGAAACAGCUCGUCAUCAUCCCACAUCGAUGCGAUGGAUGUGACCCCAACAAAACCCGACUGCUCGACCGCCGUUACACUCCCAUUCAAGAUGAAGAUGACGAGAGAUGCAUUAUCUGUCGCUCCGAAUACGCCGUCGACGAGGAAAUCAUACUGCUGAAUGCCUGUGGUCACACUGCUCACGACAGCUGCGGCGAAAAGUGGUGGACCGAAGAGAAGAAAAGCAUGAGCUGUGUUCGCUGCACGAAGCAAUAUCAGUGGGUUGUCAACGCGAAAGAGGAAUAA
Molecule: messenger RNA, 765 nt
Organism: Cyphellophora attinorum
Lineage: Eukaryota; Fungi; Ascomycota; Eurotiomycetes; Chaetothyriales; Cyphellophoraceae
Exons: 1
Coding region: 1-765 (254 amino acids)
Source: RefSeq, a predicted model, not a curated record